GCCUUUUGCUUGAUAUCUUCCUCAUCAAGCACUCCACCCCUCACUACAACAUCACCGCCGGCACACCGCGCCGCACCAACAACCAACCUCACCCUUCCUCACGCCACCACUUCCUCCGCCAUCGGCCUUCCGAGCAGCUUCCAUCCGAUAACAUCACACGAGCUUCUCACAAGCAAACGCCAUCAUGUCUGGAGAGCCAGACCACGCGGCCUCCAAGGGCAAGGUCAAGCUCAACGACCCGAGCGGUGCCGAGAAGCGCGAUGAGAAUGAGACCGCCACAGCCAUCCUCAAGAAGAAGAAGAAGCCAAACAGCUUGAUUGUCACCGACGCCACCACCGAUGACAACUCCAUCCUUGCGCUAUCGAAUAACACUAUGGAGCAGCUUCAGCUGUUCCGCGGCGACACUGUCUUGGUGAAGGGCAAGAAGCGCAAGGACACCGUGCUCAUCGUCCUCGCAGACGACGAUCUCGAUGACGGCUCUGCACGAAUGAACCGUGUCGUCCGCCACAACCUCCGCGUCAAACUCGGCGACGUUGUCACAGUCAACCCAUGCCCCGACAUCAAGUACGCCAAGCGCAUCGCAGUCCUGCCCAUGGCCGAUACCAUCGAGGGUCUCACCGGCUCCCUCUUCGACGUCUUCCUCGCUCCCUACUUCCGCGAAGCCUACCGACCCCUCCGACAAGGCGAUCUCUUCACUUGCCGCGCUGCCAUGCGCACAGUCGAGUUCAAGGUUGUGGAGGUCGACCCACCAGAAUACGGAAUUGUUGCACAGGACACCGUCAUCCACUGCGAAGGCGAGCCUAUCCAGCGCGAGGACGAGGAGGGCAACCUCAACGAGGUUGGCUACGAUGACAUUGGUGGCUGCAGAAAACAGAUGGCACAGGUUCGCGAGCUCGUCGAGCUUCCGUUGAGACAUCCACAACUCUUCAAGUCCAUCGGUAUCAAGCCACCGCGUGGAAUUCUCAUGUACGGUCCUCCCGGUACUGGAAAGACAUUGAUGGCUCGUGCCGUCGCCAACGAGACCGGUGCUUUCUUCUUCCUCAUCAACGGUCCAGAAAUCAUGUCCAAGAUGGCUGGUGAGUCCGAGAGCAAUCUCCGCAAAGCCUUCGAGGAGGCCGAGAAGAACAGCCCAGCAAUCAUCUUCAUCGACGAGAUUGAUUCCAUCGCGCCGAAGCGUGACAAGACCAACGGUGAAGUCGAGCGCCGUGUCGUUUCCCAGCUGCUCACCCUCAUGGACGGCAUGAAGGCUCGCGCCAACGUGGUCGUCAUGGCCGCCACCAACCGCCCGAACUCCAUCGAUCCCGCCCUUCGCCGAUUCGGUCGCUUUGAUCGCGAAGUCGACAUCGGCAUUCCCGACCCAACUGGACGUCUCGAGAUUCUCCAAAUCCACACCAAGAACAUGAAGCUCGGAGAUGAUGUCGACCUCGAGCAGAUCGCCGCCGAGACCCAUGGUUACGUCGGUUCGGAUAUCGCGUCGCUGUGCUCUGAGGCUGCCAUGCAGCAGAUUCGUGAGAAGAUGGACUUAAUUGAUUUGGACGAGGAUACUAUCGAUGCGGAGGUGCUUGAUAGCCUGGGUGUCACUCAGGAGAACUUCAGCUUCGCCCUUGGCGUCAGCAACCCAAGCGCUCUGCGCGAGGUUGCCGUCGUCGAGGUGCCGAACGUGCGCUGGGAGGAUAUCGGUGGUCUGGAGGACGUCAAGCGCGAACUCAUUGAGAGCGUGCAAUACCCCGUCGACCACCCGGAGAAGUUCCUCAAGUUCGGUCUUAGCCCGUCUCGUGGUGUGCUCUUCUACGGACCACCAGGUACUGGUAAGACGCUUCUCGCCAAGGCCGUGGCCAACGAGUGCGCCGCCAACUUCAUCUCCGUCAAGGGACCUGAGCUUCUCAGCAUGUGGUUUGGAGAGUCCGAGAGCAACAUCCGCGACAUCUUCGACAAGGCUCGUGCUGCUGCGCCUUGCGUGGUCUUCCUCGAUGAGUUGGAUUCGAUCGCCAAGUCUCGUGGUGGCUCUCAAGGUGAUGCCGGUGGUGCAUCUGACCGUGUCGUCAACCAGCUUCUCACUGAGAUGGACGGUAUGACCAGCAAGAAGAACGUCUUCGUCAUCGGCGCUACCAACCGUCCAGAGCAGCUCGACAACGCGCUCUGCCGUCCCGGCCGCCUCGACACUCUCGUCUACGUCCCACUUCCCGACCAGGAGGGUCGUGAGAGCAUCCUCAAGGCUCAGCUCCGCAAGACGCCAGUCGCUCCCGACGUCGACAUUGCAUUCAUCGCCAGCAAGACCCACGGCUUCUCCGGUGCCGAUUUGGGCUUCAUCACUCAGCGUGCCGUCAAGCUCGCCAUCAAGGAGAGCAUCGGCAUCGCGAUCGAGAAGGACAAGGCUCGUGAGGCCGCGGCCGGCGACGGUGACGACACCAAGAUGGAGGAGGACAUUGACGAAGAGGACCCCGUUCCGGAGCUCACCAAGCGUCACUUCGAGGAGGCUAUGGCCAUGGCUCGUCGUUCCGUUACCGACACCGAGAUUAGGCGGUACGAGGCAUUCGCCCAGAGCAUGAAGAACAGCGGCGGUGGCAGUGCGUUCUUCCGCUUCCCAGAGGGUACUGACGGUGGUGCGGCCGAGCAGCAGAAUGGUGCCGCCGAGGAGGAUCUUUACGAAUAAGUGCUAGACUGAUGCUACGGUAAUGGGAUGGAAGAUAUGAGUCUCUUCAGCAUGUCAUACAGGACUUCGUCGUCGCCAAUGGGCACAGGAAGUGGACUUGCAUGGAGGCAGUGACACGUUUGCGAUGAUAGAAUGUUCCAAUAGCUCGCCUCGAGGCGAACAGCAAUUGAAAGCAUGUGAUCUUUCG
This is a messenger RNA of Zymoseptoria tritici IPO323, 2840 nucleotides long. Its product is annotated as AAA family ATPase CDC48. Gene Ontology annotation, cellular component: nucleus; VCP-NPL4-UFD1 AAA ATPase complex; cytosol. Lineage: Eukaryota; Fungi; Ascomycota; Dothideomycetes; Mycosphaerellales; Mycosphaerellaceae. The record is from RefSeq and is a predicted model, not a curated record. Bases 185 to 2653 code for a protein of 822 amino acids. Gene Ontology annotation, biological process: retrograde protein transport, ER to cytosol; mitotic spindle disassembly; autophagosome maturation. Gene Ontology annotation, molecular function: ATP hydrolysis activity; ATP binding; polyubiquitin modification-dependent protein binding. The transcript is spliced from 2 exons.